Molecule: messenger RNA, 1522 nt
Organism: Cinara cedri
Lineage: Eukaryota; Metazoa; Arthropoda; Insecta; Hemiptera; Aphididae
Source: the annotation of a GenBank genome assembly
AUGAAACCAUCGUGGUUGAAAGAGCAUUUAUCAAAAAUUCAUUACGACAAAUUAGAGAAGCCACUUUCAUUUUUUCAGGAUCUUAAAGCAAAAAUUGAAAAAAGAGUCACUGUGAAUAGUUUAUUUAAAAAACAAUCAUCUGAUCUAGAUAAGGGACUUAUCGCUUCAUACAAAGUGUCUUUAUUGAUUGCAAAAAACUGUAAAAAAAGGUUAUUUUACCGGCUGUUAAUGAAAUAGUUAACACUGUGUAAGAAGAGGGUUCAAGUAAUAAAAUAAUGAAAUCAGUUCCUUUGAGCAAUGACACCGUCUCCGAAAGAAUUGCCGAAAUGGCUGAUGACGUCGAAAACAAACUAAUAAAUUCUUUGAGAAAAUAAUUUUGCCCUACAAAUUGACGAAUCAACAUUGACAGAUAAUAAAGCUAUUUUAUUAGCGUACGUAAAGUUUAUCAAUAACAGUAAAGAAAUCGUUGAGGUAUUAUUGUUUGCUAAAAGUUUAAUCACUGAUAGCAAAGGAUCGUCGAUUUUUCAAGUGGUGAACGAAUAUUUUACGGAAAAAAAUAUUCCUUUGACAAAUAUUAUUGCAUGCACAACGGCGACGGUCCUUCUAUGAGGGGUCAUCAUAUUGGGUUUAUUGCACACCUAAAAAAAGCUGUUUCAGGUGAUAAUGCUAUUCAUUGUGUUAUACAUCGCCAACAUUUAGCUACGAAAAAUCUAAGUGGUAUCCUGCUCGAAACUUUUCAAUAUGUUAUAAAAACUAUAAACAAGAUUAAAGCAAGUUCACUCAAUGACCGUCUGUUUCGGAAACUUUACUAAGAUAAUGAUGAGGAAUUUGAAGGAUUACUUUGCGUUUAGUAGCAAGGUAGCUUUUCAAGGGAAAAUGUUUGUGUCGAUUUUUCGCAUUAUUCAAUUCAAUCAUUGAAUUUCUCGACAAAAUUGAAAUUGGGUACCUCACAGUUUUUUUUGAAAAAAUGAAUGAAAUCAACUUGAAGCUUCAAGGAAAUGAGAUGAAUUACAUAAAUGCCAAAGGGAUAAUAUGGUCAUUCAUUUCCAAGUUUGAUCUUUAGAAAACGAAUAUAAACCGCCAAGAACUGAGUCAGUUUCUAAAUCUCAAGGCAUGUUAAAAUGUAAAUGGUGCAACUGUUGACAAAAUUCAAAUUUUCAGUGAUCAUCUUUUGCAGCUAAAAAUUAAUAUGAAAUCAAGAUUCAAUAACAUCCUCCAUUUAUAAAUUCCUAACUGAAUUUUAGAUCCAUUUUCAUUUGAAUUGGUGAAGAUCUCAAACCAUAUUUACAAUUGGAAUUUAUCGAUUUUAAACCCGACUAUAAGACUCAAAUUGUUAAGUUGUUACUUCUCCCCAUCGACGUAUCUAGCUGAAAAAGGAUUCAGCGUUUUUGUUCAGCUUUUAACGAAGCAAAGAAAUCAGUUGGAUAUUUGCAAUAAAGGUGAUCAGCGUUUAACUUUAACCAACAUUGAAUCAGACAUUGCAAAAUUAGCAGCUACUCACCAGGCUCAGGGUAGUCAUUGA